Molecule: messenger RNA, 903 nt
Organism: Strongyloides ratti
Lineage: Eukaryota; Metazoa; Nematoda; Chromadorea; Rhabditida; Strongyloididae
Product: Winged helix-turn-helix DNA-binding domain and DDRGK domain containing protein family-containing protein
Exons: 2
Coding region: 1-903 (300 amino acids)
Source: RefSeq, a predicted model, not a curated record
AUGAUAGUAGAAACUUCUCCUAUUAAUUUGUAUAUAGCUGUUGGAUGUCUUUUUGUUUUAUUUAUUCUAAUUCUUAUUGGUAUAUUUAAGUUUAUAAAUGAUGGAAAAAAAAUUAAAGAAAGGGAAAAUGAGGUAGAUAUGUUAAUAAGAGGUGUUGAAAGGCAACAGGUAAGAAAUGCUCCUGGUUUGAGAAGAAGAAUGAAUGUAAGAAGAGAUUCAGAGGAUGAUGAUAUCGAUGAUGAUAAUAAUAUGGAUGAAAACUAUUCAGAUGAUGAUGGAGAGAUUAACUUUUCAAAAAUGGGGAAAAAAAAAGCCGCAAAGAUGCAAGCAAAAUUAGAAAGAAAACGCCAAAAAGAAUAUGAAGCAAGAGAACGUGAAGAGAGGAAAAGACAACAACUAUUAAAAGAACAAAAAGAUGAAGAAAUUAAAGCUAGAGAAGAAGCUGCAGAAAAGGAACGUGAAGAAAAAGAACAAAAAGAAAAAGAAGAAAGGGAAAAACGUGAGUAUGAAGAAUAUUUAAAGAUGAAAGAAGCAUUUAAUAUUGAGGAAGAAGGUGUUAAUGAAUUAGAUGAGGAUGCAUCAAAAAAUUUAAAAGAAGAAUUUAUAAAUUAUAUAAAAGAAGCCAAAGUUGUUAAUUUAGAUGAGGUUGCUUCAAAGUUUAAUCUUUCUGUGUCUGAUGUUAGCAAUCGUCUAACAGUUUUCCUCGAUGAUGGUAGUAUAUCAGGUGUUAUCGACGACCGUGGGAAAUUUAUUUACAUUACUGAAGAAGAAUGGAAGAGUGUAGCACAAUUUAUUAAUUGUAGAGGACGAGUUAGUUUACAAGAAAUAGUUGAUUCUUCAAACAGGUUAAUUUCCUUGGAAUCCAAAGUACCAUUGAACAAUGAAAUAUGUAUUAAUUUAUAA